Messenger RNA from Rasamsonia emersonii CBS 393.64, 1320 nucleotides. RefSeq lists its product as uncharacterized. The transcript is spliced from 6 exons. Lineage: Eukaryota; Fungi; Ascomycota; Eurotiomycetes; Eurotiales; Trichocomaceae. The record is from RefSeq and is a predicted model, not a curated record. Bases 1 to 1320 code for a protein of 439 amino acids.
AUGUUGUCCACCAAUAGCUCUGACUUCGAGUUGAUUGUUCGCCAGCAACCGGAGCGGGCACGGGUCGCCGGGGGGAAGGAGAAAGAGCGCAAGCCGGUUGAUCCACCUCCCAUCAUUCAACUCAAAGUUCGAGAGGAUUGUCAGAAUACCUAUCUGGCCCACCUGUACGAUGCACACGAGGAUCGUCCAGUGCCUGUACAGCCGUCCACCGCAUUGGCAGGCACCCUUGUGUCGUCUCUUCAUCGGCUGAAAGAUGUCGACAACACUGGUGAGUCCUGUCUGGGACACGGUCACCAGUCUGAAGUCGAUCAUUUCGGAUCGGUUUCAAGGAAUGGCGGAGUCCACGUUCCUGUCACGGUCCUUUGCAGACCAGGGAGUGAAGUUGAGAAUCAGGAAGGAAGCUCGGAAUAUGAUGUGAGUUCAAUCGGUUUCCUUCCAGAAAAGAGUACUGACGAUGAACCCCAAAAAUCAAGGAAACGAGCCGGUCCUCGGCCUGAAGACUUCCAGAAUAUCCCUCGAUCGCCUGAUCGCACGGCGAUUCCGCAGAUGCCCAAUCCGGCUUUCGGGGGUUAUCCUACAACUGGGAGAGAAUACAGUACCUACUAUGGGGGGCCGGCGGUGAAGCGUCAGCGGACCUCUGUGGAUAUGGGAACUCGAGGCCUCUACGAUAAUGAUGGCCGGUUUGCCCAGACCUAUCCACAGACGGCGUUGUAUACGAACCCGCCAGCAGGAGGUUACCAGAAUCCCAUGUUCCCAGGGUAUUCCACGGGCCAGACAGGCUUGCCCGACUAUGCGGUUCGUCAGCCACAGCCCGUAUCCAACGCGGGGUCCUCAUACGGCCCUUCUGAAGAUCCCAUGCUGGCAAUGAGAUCUCCAGGCGGCGCUGGGUACAUGACUCCGCAGCGUUAUCCUGCUUACACUGGGGCACAGAUUUCUUACGGUCUCCCAUCGGCUCAAAUGCCUCAACUCUCGGAUUCCCAGAGAAAUGCACAGGCGACUCUACAACCGCUUGUCACAGGCCAGGCUGUGAAUCCGCAAACAACUGCAUCUGAUUCUGCAGCCUCAAUGAUGCCACAAGUCUAUCCGCGCUCACAGUUUCAGACCAGUUCGACCAUCUUGCCUCCCCUUCAGCGCAAUCGCAACUUUCCGCAGGUGACGAACGGCACUUCAGCUCGAGGAUAUUUUGAUCAAUCUUCCCAGGCAGCUACCCCAAUCCUUCCUUCUCAACCUAUCCCUACCACGGAUGGCGACCGCUAUGGCGCUGCCACUGUUGGCCAGAGUGCAUUCGAUCCAGGCUCAUCGAACGGAACUCCGCGAUGA